AUGGAAGAAGCAAUAUCUUUUCUUGCGAGAUCAACCAAAGAUGGAUCUAAGAAAAAAGACCUUAUUAAAAGACAUCUGAAGACAAUAGAAGGCAAAUUAGACACUAAUUCGAUUAAAAAUAAUCAACAAGGGAUUUUCAUUUAUAAUUUUUUCAAAUCUACAGAAGUUACGUUGAAUCCAGACGAGUUUCAAGUGAUACGUGAUCUUCGUUUCAUUACAUUCAAAGAUUUCAAAUCAAUAAUCCUUCCUUAUACAUUGAUGGAGCCAGCAUACUACUUUUCUCAAUGCAACACGUUCCUUGAGUAUGUUUCGACUGCAUUACACAACAAAUGGUUUGAAUUAAAUUUAUUCCGGGAAAAUACAUUGAUUUACAUGUUCUGUCAGUUAAUGAUGAAGAUUACGAAGAAAAGAUGCAAGGUAUCUUUAGCUGAGGCAAAAAACACAAACACAAAACAAAAUAGAGAUGAAUUACGAAUUUUUACUCAAAAUGGACAAAUUGUUGAGUUCAUGAUCAACGAUAUACACGUGUCAAAUCUGACUGACGAUAAUGAUUUUGUCGAAAAAUUGUAUUCGACUUUUAAUGUCGAAUUUGAGACCGAAAUCGACAAUACGAAUGACGUAAUGCUAUACAAUGACUUGGAUAUUAUCACUUGGAAAGUGUUUACCAACUUAGAUUUUCCAAAUUGUGAAAAUGAUAAAAUUAAUCGAACAAUUAACAUUUUGGGAAGCCAAAUGAGGGAGAAUCGUGACGUAAAUGGCUAUAAAGCUGGUGUUGAAGAGGUUUUGUUGCAUAACAAUCAUUUAUAUUUGCAAUUUAAACCAAAUUCAAUUAAAUUCGAUCUGAAAUCAUCGAUUAAAUGGUAUAAAGCAAGAGAAACUAAUGAUUUACAGUCAUGGUUACCGGAAAUUGCUGAGUAUUCUUACAAAAAGUAUCUAAUUCAGAAUUAUGAUUCAAAUUUGUAUUGCAAAAACAAAUUUAAUGAAUUAUAUUUGAACAAGAGUCCGAAAGACGUUGAUAAGGAACUAAAUCAGCAAGAGUUACAAAAGUUUUGGGAUAAUUUAUCAAUUUUCAAUCAAAAAAUUUUCGAAAAAAAUUUUUUGAAGAAAAGGAACUUCACUUUUCAAGAAAUUGAAACUCUUCAAGAAAUUCUUGAUGAUUAUCCAGAAGACAUGAACCUAGUAAUACCGAGAGUCACGAAAUCCGUCUUCUUGAGUAAAUUGACUGAUCUCUUUCCUUCAAUCUCAAAAAUGAAUAAAAAUAAUUUGAAAGACGUCUAUUCAAAAAUUGAGAGGGAAACCGUCAACGAAAACAAACUGAAGAUUUACAGAGAACUCAGAGAAACAUUCGAAAACACACAGAACUUAAGUGUAAAUUACAAAAAUGUUUUCGAAGGAAGUGAAAUGUUCAAAAAAUUGACAGAUUGCGGUUUGAAAUUUUAUGAGAUCAGGAAAAUGUUUUCAAGUAAGUGCAGCACGAUACCUAUUUCUCAUCUGAUUUAUUUAGUUGCCAAUUCUUACAACGUAAAUAAGAAAAUGAACGAUAUCUGUCAAACCGUUUAUAAAUUCACUUUUAUGGAGAAUCAUUAUGACGAAAUCUUGGAAUUUAUCAGUGAUAACAACAUUACAGAUCUCAAUGUUUUCAUGGAAAAGAUGUAUUUCAUUUCUGAGACGAAUUUUGUCCAAAAAUAUUACAAAUAUUUUGAUGAUUUCGUUGCUUGGAACUUGCCAAAUUUCUUUGACAAAAAUCAUUUAAUUGUUGAAGAUUUUUACAAGUUUUUGGAGCAAGAAAGUUCAGAAACAAUUUCAAAAGUCAAUGAUUUAUUGAGUGAAGAAAACAAUGCAGAAAAAUCCCAGAAAAUUUUGGAUUUAUCUCUUAGAUUUAAUGAGUUAUUGACUCCUUUCUUGGAGAAUUUGUUGCCGCCGAUGUGUAAAAAUGCAGGUAAUAUAAUAGAAUAUGAAAAAGAACCAGUUUAUAAUAUCAUAAAAAGUGUCAAAGACUUUUUGACAUUUAAUACAAAUAAUUUGAAGACUUAUGAACUAGUUUAUUUGGAGCAGUAUAACUUGAGAGUUUCAAACAAAGUUAAUAAUAAGUUUUGGAGAUAUUCGAAAGGAAAAAUUUUCAUGUUUUGUUUCGAUAACAAAUAUUCAAAAGAUGAUUUCUUGUUUGAAAAUGGAAAUCCUGAUUACAUAACUUUGAAAUUGCCAAUAAUUAAUGCAAGUAAAAAAUUGGACUUGCAAAAUCUCCAGAAAAUACAAAAACAAAUUUUGGCUUUGAAUCAAAAUUCUCAAAAUCAAAACUUUGAAAAUUUGAUCAAAUCAAAAAUUUCAAAAAGUGACAGCUCACAACCGCUUUUUGUCAAAUGUCUUGAAUAUCUUGAUAUAAUGAAAACUGUUAAAGUAGAUGUUGAUAAAUACAGAGCAAUUAAUGAUUUCAAAUCGAGUGUUUCAAAACAAAAUGAACAAUUUGAAAUUCUUGAUUUAUCAGAAAUGUCACUUUUUAUUGAUGAACUUGAAGGAAGAAUUCUAAGUAAUUUUUCGAAGAUUGAUUUGACAAUUCCAAAUAUCAUUACAAUACAAGAGAAGCCGCUGGAAAUCUUGAUAAGAACAAAUCUAAAUAAUCCAAAAAUUAAAAUAAAAUCAGAACAAGAUAAUGUCAAAGGUUUUAUGUCAGAAAAUAUGAUCAAACUUCAGAUCCCUGUAAAAGAAAUGGGAUUAGGUUAUAACCAAGUGAAUUUCGAUUUGUUUGUUAAUGAUAUCCAAUAUCCUUUCAAUUUGAAUUUGGGAAAAAUUGAAAGCCAAGUUUACAUCUAUUCAAAAGGUUUCACUUUUUAUUACAACAAAGAAAAUAAUGUAAUGUGUUACAAUCCGAAAUUUUUGGCAGAAGACAAUCCUUUGACUGUCAGGACGUUCGGAACUGAUUUAUCACCAAUUGACCAUAAACUUCAGUUCUUCACCGAUAAUAAACCGUCAACAGAAUUUGACAAUGAUGAAAAAGUGACAGCAAUUUUGCCAGAUACGGAUCCAGAUUAUUACAUGAAUGUUUUAGUCUCGAAAGAUCUUUCUUGUCUUAUUUUCACUCGUUUUGAGAAAUUUGACAGACCGUUUAUUACAAAAUAUUUCAACAGAAUGGCAGGAAAAUUCGAAGAAAUGCCGGAAUAUUUAUAUGCAGGAACUCUUGGAUUCAGAUACUAUUUCUAUAUAAAUACUCCUCUUAAGAGCUCCAAAGAUAAAUUGACAGUACAACUUGAUCCAAAUGAUGAUUUACAAAUCAAAGACAUGAAAUAUUCCGAUGACCACAUUUUGUUGUUUGAUUUAAGUUUUUCAAGACAUUGUGAUGAAGAAAGUCAAUUGAAAAUUAUCAUUUCUACCGAUAAAAAGGAGUUUGUCAAGGAAAUACCGAUAUCUGUUAUUCCUUUCCCUUUGAAUAUCAUUGAUGAAGGAGAUGAUGUUUGCAUCGAAGCAGAGUAUUCUGAAUUAGAUGAUUAUCCUUUUGUUUAUUACGAUGAAGUCAGCAAAAAAUGGUUGCCAAUAAAAACAAAUGAACCAGUUCCAAAACCAACCUAUAAAUUUGUUGUUUGCACGCUCAAUGGUUAUUAUUGGAGAGCAUUUAAUACAGAAUACAACAUUGAAACAAAUGUUGAUUUUUCAAAGGAUUCGUGUUUCCCUGAAAACGUGACAAAUUAUUGUUAUUUUGUUGUUUAUGGAAAUUCAUAUCAAAUUGUCAUGGAAAAUGAAUAUGAUCCAAGCAGAAUGAAGCGAGUUGCUGUGAGAUUAUGUGAUGAACCUUAUCAUCCAAAUGAACCUGAUACAGUUUGGGUCAAAACAUGGGCUCCAAUUUCUGAUAAUUUGGAUUAUUUGAAUGAAAUUUUCAAAGAUAUGAAAUUCAAAGACUUUGUUCGGAUUUCUGAUGAACUUUACAAAUUUUUGAAGGUUAAUCCUGAUGAUUCUCAUUUCAGUAAAAAGAUGAAUACAAAAUAUUCAGAGAUAAAGAAAGUUGGUGAUGGCAAAGGAUUGAUCAAAUACAUGAACAUUAUUUUCGCUGACAGAUUGAAGUUUUUCAGACAAAACAGAUAUCAAUUAAGAUUGCCAAUAAAACUUGAUGAAAUUUUUGCAGCACAAAAGUCAAUGACAACGAAACAUGAGUUUAAUCCAUGGGAAGUUAAACAAUGGAAUAACAUGAUAGAACAAAAACAAAAUGAAAUGAAUAAAAUUGACUUCCAAGAAAUUGAAAAUGAAGAUUCAAACGAAGUAAUUCAAUUUACAAAAGAAAGUGUGUCACUUUUAUCUUAUAACGAUAUUCAAGUCAAAGAAGAACCCGAAAUUAAAUUGGAUAUUGGAGAAGUUGAUUAUGUAUUUGAAGAUCUUGAAUCGCUAACUAUUCCUCAGAUAAAUGAUUUGGAUGACAAUUUUUAUUGGAAAUCAAUAAUUUUGUGCAAGAAAUAUCCAUUUGUUGUUAGAAAACACUUGUCUGAAUAUGACAAAUUGCCUAAUAAUGCGUUCCAUAUUUAUUCAUUCUUGUAUGAACUUUAUCAACUCUCAAAGAUGAUCAAAACUGAUAUUGCAAAUGAAUUCAUUCGCUGCUUUGAGUUCAUGACAUUACAAGUUGGAGAUGAUCAAGAAAAAUACCAGAAUUCGAUUGUUUUGCCUUCGGCUGUUUUCGGAGAUGAAAAAGAAGAGAAAGAAGAUGUUUCAUUUUCUGAAAUUCCAAACGAAAAAACACAAGAAAUCAAAAAUUAUGAAGUUCAAGAUCCAAUUCCUUCUCAACAAAACAAAGCUGAAAAUCAACAAUUUUCUGUUGAAUUAAAUCAAAACCAACAAAACACGACUAAUUUAACUCAUAAUCAACAAUUUUCUGUUGAAUUAAAUCAAAAACAACAAGAAUCUAUUAAUCAAAAUUCAACUCAAAAAACUAAUGUUCCAAAUCAAAUGGUGAACCAACAAAUGAAUGAUGUUAAUUCAUCAAACCAAAUGAUGAAUUCAAAUCAAUUUUUUGGACAAAAAUCGGAUCUACAGUUGAAUAUGAAUGUUCAAAAUCAAUUACAGAAUCAGCAAAUGAUGAAUCCAAAUCCAAUGAUUCAAAAUCAGAAUUCUAAUAUGCAGAUGAUGAAUCAAUUAAUGAACCAAAUGAUGAACACUCAAAAUCCAAUGAUGAAUCCAAUGAACCAAAUGAACCAGAUGAAUCCAAUGAACCAAAUGAACCAAUCGAAUCCAAUGAACCAAAAUCAAAUGUCACAGAUUAAUCAAAUGAUGUCACUAUUGAACCAAAUGAAUCCAAUGAACCAAAUGAACCAAAUGAAUCCGAUGAACCAAAUGAACCAAAUGAAUCCGAUGAACCAGAACCAAAUGAAUCCGAUGAACCAAAUGAACCAAAUGAAUCCGAUGAACCAGAACCAAAUGAAUCCGAUGAACCAGAACCAAAUGAAUCCGAUGAACCAGAACCAAAUGAAUCCGAUGAACCAGAACCAAAUGAAUCCGAUGAACCAGAACCAAAUGAAUCCGAUGAACCAGAACCAAAUGAAUCCGAUGAACCAGAACCAAAUGAAUCCGAUGAACCAGAACCAAAUGAAUCAGUUAAAUCAGAGCCAAAUGAAUCAAAACCAAAUGAAUCCAAUGAAUCCAAUGAACCAAAUGAAUCAAAACCAGAUGAAUCAAAACCAAAUGAAUCAGAACCAGAUGAAUCAAAACCAAAUGAAUCCAAUGAAUCCGAUGAACCAGAACCAAAUGAAUCCGAUGAAUCAGAACCAAAUGAAUCAGUUAAAUCAGAGCCAAAUGAAUCAAAACCAAAUGAAUCCGCUGAAUCCAAUGAACCAGAACCAAAUGAAUCAAAACCAAAUGACUCAAACGAACCAAAACCAAAUGUAUCCGAUGAACCAGAACCAAAUGAAUCAGAACCAGAUGAAUCAAAACCAAAUGACUCAAACGAACCAAAACCAAAUGUAUCCAAUGAACCAAAUGAAUCAGAACCAAAUAAACCAAAACCAGAUAAAUCAAAGCCAGAUGAAUCCAAUGAAUCCAAUGGACCAGAACCAAAUGAAUCCGAUGAACCAGAACCAAAUGAAUCAGUUAAAUCAGAGCCAAAUGAAUCAAAACCAAAUGAAUCCAAUGAAUCCGAUGAACCAGAACCAAAUAAACCAAAACCAGAUAAAUCAAAACCAAAUGAAUCAGAACCAGAUGAAUCAAAACCAAAUGAAUCAGAACCAAAUGAAUCAGAACCAAAUAAACCAAAACCAGAUAAAUCAAAACCAAAUGAAUCAAAACCAAAUGAAUCCGAUGAACCAAAUGAAUCAGAACCAAAUAAACCAAAACCAGAUAAAUCAAAACCAAAUGAAUCAAAACCAAAUGAAUCCGAUGAACCAAAUGAAUCAGAACCAAAUAAACCAAAACCAGAUAAAUCAAACAAAUGAAUCAAAACCAAAUGAAUCCGAUGAACCAAAUGAAUCAGAACCAAAUAAACCAAAACCAGAUAAAUCAAAGCCAGAUGAAUCCAAUGAAUCAGAUAAACCAGAAUCUGAUGAAUCAAAUGAAUCAAUUUGGUUUUGUUCCUCAACCGCAAUUUUCGCAGAAUUCUUCAAACAGUUCAUCGCCACAAAGCAGCAAUCAGCCAAUGCCACAGCUAAACAUUUCCCAGUCAAUUGA
This is a messenger RNA of Trichomonas vaginalis G3, 6636 nucleotides long. Its product is annotated as enzymatic polyprotein-related family. The transcript has a single exon. The record is from RefSeq and is a predicted model, not a curated record. NCBI's taxonomy places the organism in Eukaryota, Parabasalia, Trichomonadida, Trichomonadidae. The coding region runs from base 1 to 6636 and encodes 2211 amino acids.